AUGACAAAGGACUUGACCUUCGACAUCCAUUUCGACAACGAGCUCGCACACGAUUACUACGGUGAUGGCAAGAAGUUGGCCGAGAAUCUUCGCGAGAUAUACCACGAUCGCAACCUCAAGUUCCCGGAUGUUUUUGAUUCCACGUUGACCACUCCGCCUGUACAUUUCAUAUCCGUCGAAGCACCGGACGAUGUAAAGAUCGAGGAACUGCAGAAUGUGGAAGUGCCACCUGGACUGCAUGUUGAUAUUAUUGACUUUCAGAUGGAAUAG
Aspergillus lentulus is the source of this 270-nucleotide messenger RNA. NCBI's taxonomy places the organism in Eukaryota, Fungi, Ascomycota, Eurotiomycetes, Eurotiales, Aspergillaceae. The record is from RefSeq and is a predicted model, not a curated record.